Messenger RNA from Mobula hypostoma (lesser devil ray), 8691 nucleotides. It is a transcript of the gene sf1, whose product is annotated as splicing factor 1. The transcript is spliced from 10 exons. Bases 6162 to 7697 code for a protein of 511 amino acids. Lineage: Eukaryota; Metazoa; Chordata; Chondrichthyes; Myliobatiformes; Myliobatidae. Gene Ontology annotation, biological process: regulation of mRNA splicing, via spliceosome. Gene Ontology annotation, molecular function: mRNA binding; zinc ion binding. Gene Ontology annotation, cellular component: nucleus. The record is from RefSeq and is a predicted model, not a curated record.
ACAGUAACAAUUUUCCUUUUCAAUACUUGGUGUCAUCGCAUAAGAAAUGUGUGAUGUGGUUUUAUUGGAAUUGCUAAUCUCACAAUUGUGGUAUCCUUUAUCUGACGCUAUUUUCAGUACAGGAAUGGAAAUGGUCACCUUUAUUACUUUUUUUUUAAUCUCUUGAAGUUAAACCAUAUUAACUUAAGUUGGAUAGGGGACAGCUGUGGUCUAAAUUUAUAUUUUUUGUUUUUCUGAUGAAGGAUAGUUAAGAAGUAAGGCAGUGAGUUAAUGUUAUAAGUAUAAGAAUGAAGGUCUGGGAACAUCUUGUCAGUAACUGCUGGCGGUAGUGGCAAAACUUUAAUCAAUGUGCCCUUGAAUUUCAUUCCUGCUGUGGUUAACGUGAAGGCUUCACAGCUUGGCAGAGAGGUGUAAUGUCAGCCAAUUACCUCCAUUGCCAGGCUUCUGGCAGAUUAGAUCCAAUGUCUUUUCACCCCCCACCCAGUCCAUCUCAGCCUUGCUCUAUCCAGCUACCUCCUGAUCCAGGUCAGAGUUCUUUCACUUCAACCAUGGCAGGCCUUCUUGCUGUGCCUGCUUUGCUUUUAACAAGUGGCCCCUCUUUCUUCUGAUGCUCAAAAUGCACGAGGAAGGAAAUGUGUUUCAGCAGUACUUGACUUGUCCUUGCUCUGAAAACUUGAAAAGAUGAAAAUAAUUCAGGCCAUCUUUGCAAUCUUUUGGAAUUUGGAAGCCCAUUGUUUGAUUUAUCUGGGUUGGUUAAUUUUUAUUUGUCGGAAGAUUCGUCGUGUCCAGUAUAUUUUUGCUGUUCAUUUCAAGAAUCCCACUUCUUCCAGGUUGGUCAUGAAUAUGACAGACAAGCUGUCCUGAAUGGCUGUUAACUGCAUCUGUGCUUUAAACAUGUCAGGUCCAGUUGGGCAGCUUGCCUCAAAUUCGCUUGAAGCACUUUUGCCAUGAAGUUUGCAAUGAAUUGGUUAAAACCUGUUGCGAUUAAACAUUUUUGCACCUGCUAUUUCCAGAGCACAGGUUGAUGUGAUCUUGCAACAGUAAAUGAUUUUAGUGCUGAACAGAGCAAGUCUUAACUAUUACUGAGGUAACUCUUAGGGUGGAGUGCGGUAUGGUGCCUUGCUCAUGGGCCAUUUCUUAACAUUAUUGGAGUCUUGUUCAACAGGCUAAUGUGAACUGCUCUUAAUUCCAUCACAGGAGGGGGAGGGGAUCUCUUUAUAAACUAAUGUAUAUUGUAGACAAGACUGGUGUGGUUACAAAGCAGUACUCUGUUGCUUGCCUGCUAGCACAAAUUAUCUAAGAUCUUCCCACAUAGACUAGGAAGCGUGUGGCUUUUUAAAUCAGUGAUGCGGCCUGCCUAUUCCUGCUGGCUUGCCCUGGGAAUGGUAAUCGUGAGGGUGUACGGCAGAGAAAUUUUGAAGUGACUGUUUUAUUGUGUCCUUGCCCAUCUCUUUAUCCCACCCCUAAGCCACCCCUAAACGUACUGAUUUAGCUUGACUAAAAUUUAAGGUCACCCUCUUAACAAUUCUGUUUUCUCCUGGAAUUAGCUUUUACUGUGUUUAGUGACCGUAAAACCAUCUUAAUACAAGUGUUCUACAUUGGUGCAUGGUUGCCAGGAGUUUACAUUGGGACCUUUAAAUGCUCUUUGUAACCAAUAUUCUUUUUUAAUAUGCUCCAUUGCUUAUUUAACUGUUUUAUUUUCCAUUUAAUAAUUACGUCACAAUUUGAAUCCCAUAGUUACAUUCUUUCAGUUUGAACAGUUUAAGGUGCUGGUUUUGGUUGACCUUUUUAACCUGCUGAAAUUUUUUUAUUUAGAAUACUUUCGGUUUGCUGCCUUUUUUUUAAUGGUGACAUUAGGAGGUGACCACAGCUGUCUUUCAGUAAUUGUUAAAACUGUAAAUAAGUAUUUACUGAGUAACAAGCUUUUAUUUUUAUUGUAAUGAUGAGAGGAGAAACUUGCUUUUGUAUCUGCAUGCCGAUAGUCGAAAAUGUUCCACUUGAUCAGGAAAUCCACUGGUCCUGUCAGCCAAACAUUUAGAAACUAGUGUUGGAAGUAGCGACUCAUUUGAUGAAAAACUCAGCUGCUGGGACAGCCAGCUGAGCACACAUUCAAUAGUACAGAUCCAGCACCCUCGAGGCAAACACUUGCAGUAGUAAUGCACCAGAAAGGUUUUUUUUCACUUCUGGGAGGUGGCAGGUGCAGGGUAAUUGGUUGGGAGCCUUUAUCAUUGCACGGGAGGGUCAGGAAAUGGUGAGCUUCAAACUAUUCUAUGGCAGCUUGGGCAUCGUGGAGCUUUAGGAUCCAUCCUUGAAGUGAUAGGCUGAUGCACUGGAGUGUAAGACCUGGCUGGAAUUUGACAAUCCAGAAUUUAUUUUUUAAUUAUAAAAGUUUUAAUUGCCUGGAGAUGCAGAUGACAUUGAGCUGUAGUGCAGAAAAUGGAAUGUCACUGCAUAGAAUUGUUCAUAGGAAAUGGAGAAAGGUUAAAAGUUCUUAAUAAUUAUUUCCUUUUCUGCUAACAAUAGUAGGUGAGGGGUCAGAGGUAGGCAGGGACAUAGGAGCAGUAUUGGGCUAUCUGCCCCGUUGAGUCUUUGCUAUUCCACCAUGGUUGAUGUAUUUUCCCUCUCAACCCAAAUUCUCUGCAUUCUCCCCGUAACCCUGGAUGGCUGCCACCACCACUUUAAAUAUACCCAAUGUUAUGGCCUCCCCAGCAAUGAAUUCCACAGUUCACCGCCCUCUGACUAAAGAAAUUGCUCCUCGUCUCCAUUCUAAAGGUCAUUAACCAACUUUAAUGACUGAUGCUUGUCUUUGCUAGAGAUCUGAGGGAGGCAAAUGGCCUUUGAAUUCCCUUACCAUGCUUUUCUACAGCUAUUUUCAAUUCCUCUACCUGUAAAUUGUGUAACAGAUCUUGUACACUUAAAAGUGAUUUCUAUCAGUAGAGUUAAAUGUAGCAGCAAACUGCCCCGAUGGUCUGCUUGCUGUGGUUUCAGUGCAGUACUGCAGAAAAUGUGAAUGCAUUGUUUGUAAUCUUAUCAAAAUUCUGCAGAAAUAGCAACUGUAACAUCAAGACAAACUGUGAGAGGCAAUAGGCCAGAUAACGUCUGUACUUAGGGUAUUUCUUAACCAAAAUCAAGCAGAGUUAAUGUUUUAUGAAAGGGAAGUUGUGUUUUUACACACUUACUAUUGUCCUUUGAGGGUGUGACAGAUGAGGUCUGUAAUGUGGAUUUCUGGAUAGUAUGAACACGAGGGUUGGGGCAUGGAUAUUGGCGUGGGAAGGGAUUGUGUAACUAACAGAAGCGGUUUGGAUAAAUGUAAUACUGGGGUUGGAGCAUGUGUGAAAGAGACUGACAAGUUAUAGUGAAAUGAGAUGAGAAUGGAUUGCCACCCUAGAGAGUAAAGGAGGUGGAAUCUAUUCAAGGUGAAAAUUGAGUGAUAUGAAUAAAUCACCCAUGAUCGGAAUGGUACAGCUGCCCGACGGGAAUAGUUGAGAAGCUGACUAGGAUUUGUCCUGUAGUAAGAAAGGAGCCACACCCACACCACUUCAUUAGUGCUCACACAUUAAGAGGCCCCCAUUAGGUGCCAAGGGCUCAAUGGAGACAAAUCACCUCAAAUCUUGUGUGCAGUUCCCUGUCAACAGCUUUAAUUUGGUGAUUAUGGGUUUAAUUCUUUAUAGAGUAAUUACUUGUGUUUUUAUUGGGUUUAAAACUACCUUACAUCUGGCUUUUAAUUUAAAUUCGAGAGCACCAAGAUGAGGCCUUUAGUUUUAAUUGGGACUUGUGUUUUCUAUCCUGUCAGAUCAGACAAGUGAGUGAGAGGAACAGAGGACAGAAAUGGCUGCAGGACCAGUUGCUUUCUAUUGGCUGUUUGCAGCACAGGGCAGACUGGUUACAUUUUCUGUUCUGCAUUAUGUCGCUGCUGUCCAACUAGUAAUUAGGUGGUCUCAAUCCUUUAAAAGCAUGUUUGGAUUCUGUGGGCUGAAGCUGCACAGGCUGGCUUGUGAAAGUAUUUGUCCUUCAGCACAUGGUGUCUAAUUAGCCGAAGUAACUGUUAACUAGUAUUGAGAAAUGUGCCUCUGAGUUCCUAGGGUUGUAACGAUGUGGAUCGCAGCAGGUUCAUUCUGCUUGCAUGCUCACCAAAGCUAUGAUUGAAUUCCCAAUUUUUUCUGAUUGAUUCCUUGUGUCAAAUGGAUAUGAACAACUGAAUUACUGAUUCCAUUUCGAAACUCCCCAUCUUCCAUUUGGAUAUUGUAUGUGUUCAGAUUAAUCUUAUAAGACUUGUUGCAACCCUAGCAACGACGAGGCCUGUGUUUAUAAGAAUGAAAUGUUUAAUUCUGCGUAUAUUGACCUACAAACCCCUGAUUUCCUUUUAACCAAAAUCCCCCUUUGACUCCUUUCUAAAACAAAACUUUUAAAAUUUAUAUUUAGACAAACUAAUAGCAGGGUUUACAGGUGCACUGCGUGGGACCCAACCUGCAAUUCAUGGUUUGGAGAGAAGCUGAGCUUUUCCUGACCAUUUUUUUCUUCAUUUACUUCUAUACAAAACAAACAAAAGAAAAAGAGGGGCCAGAGAGCAGCCUGGGACUGCCAGUAAGGCUUAACAUGUCUCUUUAGUACCGAUCACAGAAGUAGCAGCUUUAGCUCAGUAGGUGCAGGAGAGCUACAUUCGACAUCUGAAGAAACCGGAAAAAGGCCAUUCUAUCUUGAUUAACUGCCGUUGGUACCAACCACCAGACAGCUCCCACCCCCCCCAUCUUCUCCCACCCCAACCCUCCCACAAAUCUUUUUAGUGCAUAACUUACCUUGAGUUCUAUGCAGGUUAAUGUUUUUUUUGCUCAAAAGGUUUGUAAGAUGAUAGCUGAAAGUACAAUCUUACAACGUCACCAUAGAAUAAGAAAGAACACGCUUUUACAAUUAAUGAGCUGUGUGGUAAAGCAGUUUCCAAAAUCCCCUUUCCUUGUAGGGGCUGGGAGGGAAAGCACCUCUUGUUGACUGAGUCUGUGUUCAAAGUUCAGAAGACAUUCAGUGGGACAAUACAACGUGUUGGGGGUCAUACUCGCACAGAAACUGUGCCAGUGGCAGAUGUAGAGUGUAGGAAUCCUCGUUGCGAUGCAUUGAGUGGUUCGUGUAGGAUAUUGUUAUUGUUUAUUAGUAGAAGGCAGAUGCUUUUGCGGUCUGGGCUUUGCUCCCUGCAUAGAGUGCAGCCGUGCCACCUGAGAAUAUUCCUAUUGGGACUCCGCAGCCCGUGUCUUGAAAAUGUUAUCUCCAUGCACCCGUUAUUUGGGUUGAUGCGUUUAAAGCCUUUGGCGUUUUCUCUCUGCAGUUGGAUUUACUUUUAACAAGUUCUCCAUUUUAUAGGCUAAUGAGACUUGAACCUUAGUUACAGUGGGAAUAGAGAAAAUGGGUACUGGCAUGUUACAUGCUUUAUCUCUGGGUUUGUGCCACAGACCCUUGGAAGAUUCUUGACCUGUUUAUGCCUCUUAAAUAGCUGAGGCAGUGACACCUCACCAAAACUGGUCAGGUCCACCCUCAGUUAGGAUGCACGAUUGAAGGGUUCUGGAGAGCACUGCUCUUCACGUGCACUUUCCUUAACUCUCUCAAAGGCAAUGAAACUAGAAGAUCGGUCACUGGAAUGAGCAAAGGAUUUGUCCAGUUCAGAGCAUCUCCAAAGCAUUGCUAAGCCCAGUUCCACUUUGCUCUGUUGCUGUCACAGUUGUGCAUGGGUGGGUCAAGUCUCGGGAUAUACAGAACUUGUUUGUCUGGGUGGGGGACUAGAUGGUAUUUUUCUGAUUGAAUGCAGUCUGCUUAGUCAACAAGAGGGCUGGCCCUGAGUGCUCACGUGACCUCAAGCUUGUUCUAUAGUGUAAAAUGUUAUUUGAUAUUUUCCUAAAACUGUCUCAUUAAAUCCCUGUUCACAGCCUUAGCACACUUCCAAAUGACUAGCUAACCUAGCUACUGCCUCUUCAGUGAAAGGCGGGACCACUGACUGUUCAUUGUGUUCCAAGUGCAGACAGUGACGCUAACCAGAUUAACUGUUCAGGAGCCAUAAUCAGCUCAGGUCUCCCUCUCCUGAGCCCAUUUACAACAGUGAGGGCAAGAGGCUGAACACACGCGAGUUCCGAACUCGGAAGAAGUUGGAGGAGGAGAGACACAAUCUUAUUCAGGAGAUGAUUGCCCUGAAUCCUGAUUUCAAACCCCCAGCGGACUACAAGCCACCGGCCACACGUGUAAGCGACAAAGUGAUGAUACCUCAGGACGAGUACCCGGAGAUCAACUUCGUCGGAUUACUGAUUGGACCCAGGGGCAACACAUUGAAAAAUAUUGAGAAGGAAUGCAACGCCAAGAUCAUGAUCCGAGGGAAAGGCUCAGUGAAGGAAGGGAAGGUGGGGCGGAAAGACGGACAGAUGCUCCCCGGCGAAGACGAGCCACUGCACGCACUGGUCACAGCAAACACCAUGGAGAAUGUGAAGAAGGCAGUGGAACAGAUCCGAGGUAUCCUGAAGCAGGGGAUUGAAACUCCCGAGGACCAGAAUGACCUGCGGAAGAUGCAGCUGAGGGAGCUGGCCCGACUCAAUGGCACCCUGCGGGAGGACGACAACAGGAUCCUGCGGCCCUGGCAGAGCACGGAGCCCCGAAGCAUCACCAACACAACGUUGUGUACAAAGUGCGGUGGGGCUGGACACAUUGCAUCUGACUGCAAGUUUUCUAGGCCAGGUGACCCACAGUCAGCUCAAGACAAGGCGCGGAUGGACAAGGAGUAUCUUUCGUUAAUGGCUGAACUGGGAGAAGCACCGGUUCCGACAUCGUCGACGUCAGUGGGACAUCCAAGUACAUCACAGCCCAGCGUCCCGCGCACCACAGUCCCCAGUAACACCCAGCCACAGAUUCCAAGCAGACCUCCGUGGAUGAACUCGGGCCCCUCAGACAGCACCAGACCUUACCACGGGAUGCACGGUGGCCCAGGAGGGCCGCACCCUGGCUUCCCGCCCCCGAUGCCCAGCAUGAGCGGACACCCGAUCCCGCACAACCCCAACGGGCCUCCGCCACCUUGGAUGCAGCCGCCGCCACCUCCGAUGAACCAGGGUCACCCGCCCGUGCACCCACCUAUGAACAUGAUGCCCCAUCCGAUGGGGAUGAUGCCUCCACCACCCCCACCGCCAGCCAGCCAGCCUCCGCCCCCGCCCACCGGCCCCGUCCCCCCUUGGCAGCAGCCGCAGCCGCAGCCACAGCAGCAGCCGCAGCCACCGCCGCCACCUCCCAGCAGCAGCAUGGCCUCCAGCGCACCCUUACCCUGGCAACAGAGUGAAUACCAACACCACGACGACUACUGCGGCGACAGUCCCUCCGUGGCAGCAGCAGCAGCAGCAGCAGCCGCCUCAGGCCCAGCCCACGCCGGCCUCCAGUGCGGCCCCUCCUCCACCGAUGCCUGCCGCCCCUUCUAUGGUUCCCCCUCCCCCUGGGGUCCAGCCUCCCCUCCCCCCCGGAGCCCCACCUCCACCACCCCCUCCUCCACCCGGCACGGCCGGUAUGAUGUACGCUCCCCCACCCCCUCCCCCCAUCGACCCCGGCAACUUUGUGAUGAUGGGGGUAGGCGUCCCGGCAAUGCCCCCCUUUGGAAUGCCCCCUGCUCCGCCCCCUCCCCCUCCCCAGACUUAAAAGACCCCUUCCUUAAUAACCCGUACCCUCGAAACAUGUACAGAUAAGGACAUUCACUCUAAAGCCGGUGUCAUGACUGACGCAGGAACUCGCCAAGACACGCUUUUUGUGGAAUUUUUUUUAAGAUUUUAGAACAAAAACAAAUAGGCACAACUGUAAACGCUAGAGAGCGGCCUCUGUGUCUCGAGCGGACAGAGAGCCCGCCAUUGUGUCCGGCUCGGGGAAGUGCGGGAGUGCAGUUGGUUGUCGUUGAGGGGGGUGGAGCGAGAGGGAGGAUGGUAACGCUGCAAGCAGUUUCUCAUAAAUACCCCGAGUCUCUGAACUGUUACCAUGAUCAGUCAGAAGAUGCGGGCGAAGGGGUCAGAGGGAAGUGCUCUCGCUCUUCCCCUCCCCUUUACCCCCUCCUUUUCCCUUUUACUGGGGGCGUGCGAGUGCCUGUGUCUUGUGCAUUCCUGAAUCUUCCAGAAGCUGCAUCAGCGUUCUGGCGGUUAACAGGCUCAGCAUCUACCGGAGGAAGCUGUCUCCGGUUGAACCAAUGCCCACUAUAAACUGGUUGUUUGGGGAGGGGAGGGGGAAAACAGGGAUCAAGAAUUUGUAUAGUUAAAGGCAGCAGUAUCACUCGUUCUCUCCAUGGUAUAAUAACCAGUUCAGAAAUUAAAAAGUUCCACUUGCAAAGUGGCUUUCCGGGUGUUUCCAGUGUGAGCACCAUAUUGGUAGCUUGUGCUGGGCUCCCCGGGGGCUCCUGGCAGUGGCUUGUUUCGAAAUGCGUAACGCUAGUAAAUGUUGCACAGCGGUGGGGGGGUUGUUUUUCUUUUUGUUGUUGUUACGCCAACCAAUGAUCUUUCCUGGUGUUCCUCGUCCCCCCCCCAUCCUCUCACCUGAUCUUUGGUGCUACAAGCAAGAGAUAUACGAGGAGGAGGAAGAGGUCUGUGUCUUCCCCCAAACCCCAAAUUCAGAAUUAUCAAGCACCCUCCUGCUGCGAGAAGGUGGAUGGGGCCUCUUGCUCCCUGCCAGAUCCUGAACCAGAGAAUCCGUGGGCCG